AUGGAGCGGCAUCCGCCACCGGGCCGGCGAGAAGGGGACGAGGAAGGUGGCCCCUGGUGGAGUCGCGAGGAGCUGCUGCGCGUCCUCGAGGACGCCUACUGCGGACAUCUCAGCUUUGAGGUGAAUCAUUUGCCAGACAUGGAGCAGAGAAGGUGGUGGCACUGCGCCGCCGAGACGCCGCGGCCUCCGCCACCAGCGUGGAGAAGGCGGGCCAUGCUUGCGAGGCUGCUCCGUGCCACGCUGCUGACGCAGUUCCUUCGUCUGAAGUUCCCGGCCACGAAAUGGUUUGGGCUCGAUGGCAGCGAGGUGUUGUUGCCCGGCCUUUUCCGCCUUUGCUACCGCUCUGCCGCCCGCGGGGUGGAGCAGAUUGAGAUGGGCAUGCCGCAUCGAGGACGUUUGAACAUCCUGGCGAACAUCCUUGGCAAAGAGUUGAGCCAAAUCUGCUGCGAGAUGCGCGAGGAUCACAGUGAUUUCCACGUGGGAGAUGUGAAGUACCAUACCGGUUACGUGGGCGAGCUCCCGAAUCUCGAGGCCUGGUGGCACGAGCGUUUCGGAGCAACCGACAGCGACCACCUUGGCGAGAGCGUGCGCUCGCCGGUCGUGACCAUCGCGCCGAACCCCAGCCACUUGGAAAUGGUGACCCCCGUCGUGCUCGGCAAGGUCAGGGCGCUCCAGGACCUUGCUGAAACUCGGGAUCGCGGCCUGCAGAGUGUGAUGGGGAUCGUUUUGCACGGCGACGCCGCUUUCGCCGGCAGCGGCAUGGCCUUCGAGGCACUCCAGUUCUCGGAGUUGCCUGGCUACGGCACCGGCGGCACCAUCCAUGUGGUCCUCAACAACCAGGUCGGCUAUACGACGACCCCAAACGAGGGGCGAUCAGCAGCUCACCCGAGUGACGUCGCGAAGGCUUUGGAUCUCCCGAUCAUCCACGUCAACGCGGACGAUGUCGAAGCUGCGGACCGCGCGUUUGGCUUGGCUGCCGAGUGGCGGGCGGACUUCCAGCGCGAUGUUGUAAUUGAUCUUGUGGGCUAUCGGAGGUUCGGCCACAACGAGACAGAUCGCCCCGAUGUUUUUCACCCACUUGCCUAUGCCCGCGUGCGCGAGCAUCCGGAGGUUGCGAAGAUCUACGCUGCCAAGUUGGUUGCUGAGGGCGUUCUCAGCGAGUCCGAGGUGGCGGAGAUGCGCACAGCGAUCUGGAACGAACUGGAUGCUGAGUUCUUGGAGAAAGAUCGGCACAGGAAAGACGGAAUGGACUGGGUGCUCCGGAAGUACCGCGGACGGAUCGACGAGGGUCGGCGGCCGAAGCAGGUGAAGGGCGUGACAGGCGUGCCUUUGGAGACGCUGCACAGAAUUGGCCAUGCCAUGACCGGCAUCCCGGAGACCGUGACGUCGCACUCCGAGGUCGAGAAGCUCCUCUCGAAGCGCCGCGCGAUGUUCGCUCCGGGGGGGCGCAUCGACUUCGCGACGGCGGAGCAGCUGGCCUUCUGCUCGAUUUUGCUGCACCGCGACAUCUGGGCCGGCGACGCCGGGGGCACCGGGAGCUGGGCCGUGGCCGGCAACGAGAGGCUGCCGAACCGCAACGUCCGCCUGGCGGGCCAGGACUGCGUGCGCGGCACCUUCAACCAGCGCCACCUUAUCGUCCAGGACUCCGUGAGGGGCGCUGGCGUCGCUCUGCUGCCCCAGGCCCUGGCACCAGGAAAUCAGGCGAACUUCUAUGCGUACAACAGCCCCUUGUCCGAAGCUGCGGCCCUGGCGUUCGAGUACGGCUAUUCUCUGGGUGACGAGGAUGCCCUGGUUUGCUGGGAGGCGCAGUUUGGAGACUUUGCCAACUGCGCCCAGGCCGUGAUCGACGAGUUCAUCGUCUCCGGGGAAGAGAAGUGGGGCCAGAGUUCCCGGCUCACCUUGCUGCUCCCUCACGGCUACGAUGGCCAGGGUCCAAACCACAGCAGCGCGCGCUUGGAGCGCUUCCUGCAACUCACCAACGAUGAUCCCAACCAUCUCCCUGGAAACUCGCCCGAGGAGCUGCGGGACAUCGAGCGUGCCUUUGAGAUCCUUGACGCGGAUGGCGCAGGCAUCCUGGAGGAGGGCGCCGUCAAAAGCUACAUGGAGAGACUGCCGGCGUUUCAGUCGCGCGAGUUCGAAGAUGAGUGGGAGCUUUGGUUACGAGUGGCCCGGAACAUGAAUCCGGAGGCGACGGGGAUCACUCGCAGAGACUGGCGGAUGAUUAUGCAGCAGCUCUACCGUCGCAACGCUGAGAAGGAUGCCAACAUUUUCGUGCUGAACGUGACUACUCCUGCGCAGUAUUUCCAUGUGCUGCGCCGCCAAGCCCAUCGGCCCUUCAUGAAGCCACUGGUACUGAUGUCGCCCAAGUACCUGCUGCAUCAUGCGAAGGCCACCUCACCGCUGGAGGACUUUGGUGAGCAGAGCCACUUUAUGCGGGUGAUUGUAGACUACAGCCCUUUGGGGAAGGAGUUCGCCAGCCGCUCAGACAACACUCGGCAUCUCAGUACCAGCAGGAGCGGGCGCCCGCUCACCGAGCCGCCGGAGGCCAUUCGACGCGUCAUUCUCUGCAGCGGCCAGGUCUACUACAUGCUUUCGAAUGCUCGGCGGGCCAAGAAGAUCAAAGAUAUCGUCCUCGUCCGCCUGGAGCAGAUUGCGCCGUUUCCCUACGACCGGAUCAUCAAAGCUCUUUCCUACUAUCCGAACGCCGACGUCGUGUGGUGCCAGGAGGAGCCAAAGAACAUGGGAGCAUGGUCCUACGUCUCGCCGAGGCUGGCGACCUGUGUGGAGAGCGACGUGGCCUUCGUCGGGCGGCCGGUCAGUGCCGCACCUGCGACGGGGUCGGCGCAGAUCCACCGCGAGGAAACACGGCUCAUCCUCGACGCUGCUUUUGCCAAUUGA
Messenger RNA from Symbiodinium sp. CCMP2456, 2898 nucleotides. NCBI's taxonomy places the organism in Eukaryota, Dinophyceae, Suessiales, Symbiodiniaceae. The record is from the annotation of a GenBank genome assembly.